This is a messenger RNA of Lindgomyces ingoldianus, 942 nucleotides long. RefSeq lists its product as uncharacterized. The record is from RefSeq and is a predicted model, not a curated record. Bases 1 to 942 code for a protein of 313 amino acids. NCBI's taxonomy places the organism in Eukaryota, Fungi, Ascomycota, Dothideomycetes, Pleosporales, Lindgomycetaceae. The transcript has 8 exons.
AUGGCCAUGCUUCCACCUUAUCAUGAAAAGCAUCAACAUGACUCAUUGCAAAUUACACCCCCACCCCAACAGUUUUAUUCUCCUACGUGGUCCCUACGACGACUAACCUUUGAUCCUCGCGCUAAACUUACUAUGGACACGCCUUCAAGCUUAACCGCCCCGCCCCAGCCUCGUGGCAACUCCAAUCUAUACACCACAUUCUCUGACGAAACACCGAGUGAGUGUCAGUGGAAUACCAGUACUUGGACAUGGUCUAGCGACUUCUCUUGCCACCGAACAAGUCUCCAGGGCUUCCAACGAGGCGUAGUACUGUACGACUGGGCGAUUUUGAGGCCUGUACGGAGCCCUCCUACCCCUCCAGAACCCCUAUACAAACUUCCUAAAAGGGUAAUACAAUCUGUACUACGUACCGUACCUAGGGCAUCAUUAAUCGUACGGUACGGCUCACGAACUCGGUACGUUCGUACUGAACACGUGACCGUUACGGUUAACUUUUCGCGCAAGACUGAGAAUGAGUUCUUCCGUGCCAACGACAUACACACCGAUCUUCAGGCUUGCAUUAAAAAAGUCUUCACCGAUGCUGGGUACGCUAGCCCGAAGCGUUGCAGUUUUCGAUACACCCACAGAGACAGCAAACCCUUUCUAAUCGCGUAUUCCAACUCAGGAACGCCGAAGCCGCAAUUUACAGGGUGGCUACAGAUGCCAUUUAUUAUUUUUAGAGAGCCGACGCAGUUCCGCUUUAUCGUAGCAUUAAAAUGGCUUUCGGGGCACCGAACAGAUUCCACCUAUGGAUCUAGGACCGACAGAGCAAGACGUAUCUCCGAUUUGCGCAACGAAACAAGCCUCUAUGAUCGCAACCUGAUUUCAAUAUCUAGAGGAGCAGGACAGUUUUGUGCUUUAGGAUCUCGAAAAGGACUCGACAAAUGGAAAUCCGAGACGUAG